Diospyros lotus (date-plum) is the source of this 1236-nucleotide messenger RNA. RefSeq names its product NAC transcription factor 32-like. The record is from RefSeq and is a predicted model, not a curated record. NCBI's taxonomy places the organism in Eukaryota, Viridiplantae, Streptophyta, Magnoliopsida, Ericales, Ebenaceae. Gene Ontology annotation, biological process: regulation of DNA-templated transcription. The coding region runs from base 95 to 991 and encodes 298 amino acids. Gene Ontology annotation, molecular function: DNA binding. The transcript has 2 exons.
GUCAUUUGCUUAUUCAGUUCAGCCUUAAUUUGGCAAUCCUUCUUCUUCUGGUGGUGGUGAAUCUGGUCAUUGAUCCAGAGAGCGAGAGAGAGAGAUGAUGAUGAUGAUGAGUACGAGUAACAAUAGUAUACGUAGCAGCAGCGGCGGCAGUGAUGAGCUGGAGCUGCCGCCGGGAUUCCGAUUCCAUCCGACGGACGAGGAGCUCGUCAUCCACUAUUUAUGCCGGAAAUGCGCCGGACUGCCCUUCGCCAUCCCCAUCAUUGCCGAGAUUGAGCUCUACAAGUUUCAUCCAUGGGAGUUACCUGCUAUGGCUCUUUAUGGUGAAAAGGAGUGGUAUUUUUUCUCGCCCAGAGACCGCAAGUACCCAAACGGUUCAAGACCGAACAGGGCGGCGGGAACAGGGUACUGGAAGGCCACCGGCACUGACAAGCAAAUCGGUCGGCCGAAGCCCUCUGGGAUCAAGAAGGCACUCGUUUUCUACGCCGGAAAAGCCCCCACUGGCCGCAAGACCAAUUGGAUUAUGCACGAGUACCGCUUGGCAAACGUCGACCGAUCCGCCGCCAACGGAAAAAAAUUAAGGCUUGACGAUUGGGUGCUAUGUCGUAUAUACAACAAAAGGGGUAAUAUGGAGAAUUAUUGUGGGGUUGCUGGAGUGGAUCAGCCAAAGCUUGGGGCAAUGCCGCCGGCGGUGAAGGAUUUGGCGCAUCAUUCUGAGUUGACCUCGGUGGCGGACUCACAUUCGAGUGGCUCCGACGUCGGCGAGUCUAAUCCUGUGCCGGAGAAAGAGGUUCAGAGCGGGCUAUGGAUGUGGAACGUUGAUGACUUGGAGAAAGCCCUCAAUUUUCAGUGUUAUUACACGGAUACCACCUUUCGCCAAGACUUUCCUGUUGCAUCUCAUCAGGUUCAGGCUCAGGCUCAGGCUCAGGCUCAGGCUCAGCCUUCCCCAUUGCAUGACAUAUUCAUGUACAAGCCGCCCAAGCCACUCUUAUAGCUAGCCAGCCCAUGGUUUCAAAAAAAAAAAACAAAAACAAAGAGCCGUAGAUACGAUACAUCGAUCGAUCAUCAUAUAUAGAGUAGACAUUCCAUUAUUCGAUGUGUUUUUUUCUUCCUUAUUUGUCAUUAGGUUGGUUAAGUUGUCGUAAGACACAUGCAUGCAUUAGUGCUUGGAGCCCAUUCUUGUAAUUUUCUUUGUUGGAAUGUAUAAUGUACAUAAUGAUAGAAAUUUCAUUUUUCAAA